AUGGUGAGACAGAGAAGAAACACAGAGAAAGAAGAAGAGAAGCGAGAACAAGAAGAUGUGGAUCAAGAAGAGAAGGAGAAGCCAAGGCAGAGAAGCGUGAGCAGGAGAAACAAGCAAUCUCUGGUGAUCGGACUUGUUGGAGCUGCGUUGACUCUCGGUGCUUAUUCUCAGACGUAUGUGAAACCGGGCAUAUCUCUCGGCGCCGGCCUCUUUGUCCUCUUCUUUGGCCUCCUUGUCAGCGAAGGUUUCAUCUCUCUUUAA
Molecule: messenger RNA, 261 nt
Organism: Microthlaspi erraticum
Lineage: Eukaryota; Viridiplantae; Streptophyta; Magnoliopsida; Brassicales; Brassicaceae
Source: the annotation of a GenBank genome assembly